CGCGAGGCAUUUGGCUACUGUAAACUGCGUAAGAGGCCGGAAUAGCGACUUGCUCUGCGCUUUCCGGCUGUCGUGUGAAAGGCGUCUAGGUCCGGACUGAGGCAGCCAUGGGGAAGGUGAAUGUGGCCAAGUUGCGUUACAUGAGCCGAGAUGACUUCAGGGUCUUGACCGCGGUUGAAAUGGGCAUGAAGAACCAUGAAAUUGUUCCUGGCAGUUUGAUUGCUUCUAUAGCCAGCCUUAAACAUGGUGGCUGUAAUAAAGUUUUAAGAGAAUUAGUGAAACAUAAGCUCAUAGCUUGGGAGCGUACCAAAACUGUCCAAGGCUACCGGUUGACAAAUGCAGGAUAUGAUUACCUAGCUUUGAAAACACUUUCUUCUAGGCAAGUAGUUGAGUCUGUUGGAAACCAGAUGGGUGUUGGCAAAGAAUCAGAUAUUUACAUUGUUGCAAAUGAAGAAGGACAGCAAUUUGCAUUAAAGCUUCACAGACUAGGAAGAACCUCAUUUCGAAAUCUGAAAAACAAACGUGAUUAUCAUAAACAUAGGCAUAAUGUUUCUUGGCUUUAUUUAUCUCGUCUCUCUGCCAUGAAGGAAUUUGCCUAUAUGAAGGCACUGUAUGAGAGAAAAUUUCCAGUUCCAAAGCCAGUUGAUUACAAUCGUCAUGCAGUGGUCAUGGAACUCAUAAAUGGUUAUCCACUAUGUCAGAUACACCAUGUUGAAGAUCCUGCAUCAGUAUAUAAUGAAGCAAUGGAACUAAUUGUCAAACUUGCAAAUCAUGGGCUGAUUCAUGGAGAUUUUAAUGAAUUUAAUCUCAUUUUGGAUGAAAAUGACCAUAUCACCAUGAUUGAUUUUCCGCAGAUGGUUUCGACGUCUCAUCCCAAUGCUGAGUGGUAUUUUGACAGAGAUGUUAAAUGCAUUAGAGAUUUCUUCUUGAAACGUUUCAGCUAUGAAAGUGAGCUUUUUCCAACCUUUAGGGAUAUCAGGAGGGAGGACACUCUUGAUGUGGAGGUUUCUGCCAGUGGCUACACAAAGGAAAUGAAGGCAGAUGAUGAACUGCUUCAUCCAUUAGGUCCAGAUUAUAAAAACAUUGCAACAGAAGACGGAUCUGAAUUCUCAUUUUCUGAUGAAGAAGUGGCAGAAAAAACAGAGGUUUAUAGGUCAGAAAAUGAAAGUGAACAGAACUCUCUAGAUGAAUCAGAGGGCUGUGAUUACAGACCAUCUGGAGACCCUGGACAAAUAAAAAAAGAUGGUUUAUCAGAAGAGAGUGCUGAUGCACAGAGUUUUGAAAUGAAUGAAUUCCAUCAAGCUUUAGAAGAAAUAAAAGGGCAGAUUGUUGAAAACAACUGUGUAACUGAAUUUUCUGAGGAGAAAAGCAGAACUGAAAAUUAUACUGGGCAAGAUGGUCAGACAGUUCAAGGCGGAAUCUCUGCUGGCUCCGAAGAGCAUGAAGAUGAAUACCCUCAUCUAAUUGCCUUGUCAUCAUUAAACAGAAAAUUCAGAGAUGAAGAAAAUAUGGGAGCUAUUAAUCAAUAUAGAACAAGAACUCUGAGUAUCACUUCUUCAGGCAGUGUUGUAAGCUGUUCAACAAUUCCUCCGGAACUGGUGAAACAGAAGGUGAAACGUCAGUUAACAAAACAGCAAAAAUCAGCUGUCAGACAUCGACUGCAGAAAGGAGAAGCAAGUAUAUUUACCAAGCAACGUAGGGAAAACAUGCAAAAUAUCAAAUCAAGUUUGGAAGCAGCUAGCUUUUGGGGAGAAUAAUAUAUUUAGGAUCUUGGAUAUAUUUAAUAUAUUUUUUGAAGUUACUGUAAUUCCUCUUUUAGCCCCAAUUAGUCUUUUUUGGGCCAAGGCCAUUAUGUAUUAACAAAUAGAUAAAUAAACUCUUUCAUCUAUAAAUUUGGGUAUGUGUCUUGCCAAGAAUAAUUAUCUGCCAAAGCAAUCCAUUUUUCAAAGUAAUUCAGGUAACUAAAGUUAAAUAACUAUUUGCAUAUUUUUAAAAAUCUAAAUAUCAACAUUUUUGUUAUUUUCUGUUUUCUACCAAAAAUGGGUAGAUUACUUGGUUUCAAAUUCUAGCCUUUCUACCUACUAGAUUGUUUUCUUACUGUUAAAAUUAGAUUUAUAACUCCUUCAGUUGUUUUGAGGAUUAUGAUACAGUGCACAUAUAGCAAUUAGAACAAUGUUUAGCAUAUUAUAAGCAUUCAAUAAAAUAUAGCUAUUAGAAUAAUUAUAUUGAUGUUUCUGAAAUUCUGCUGACAACUUGGUUGCAUUUUAUUUGGCAGCUGGAGGAAUUCACUGCCUUAUUUUUCUUAAGAAGUAAAGAUAAGCCAGUAAUGCAUAAUUUACUUAAUUACUUGAUUAAUUAAUCAUCUGUGUUGUGCCACUUACAUUGGUAAUGUGGUCAUGAAAACAGAAACUUACUUGAGAUAGUCCCAGCACAAUUUUUACAGUUGGCAGCUUCUAAGCAGGCCUGAGUAGCAGAAGAGUUAGGGGCAGGGGAAGGUGAAGGGAAUGAGGAAUGAAACAUUCUUUCUCAUAUGCUUAUGUAAGUGGGUCCAGAACAUGUUCUCAUGUCAAUAUUAACAAAUACUUGCAGGAAAGCAAAUAAGUAGCCAUGAUCCCUUCCUCAAGGACUUUGUAAUUUAGUGAGACGUAAAUUUGAGUGUUUAAAUGUAUGCAUCUGAUUAUUGUCUCCUCAUUACCGAGUAACUCAGAAAAAGGAGAUCACUUGCAGCGAUAAAUGGUCACUAGAUGGCAAUAUCACCCCAUAAUCACCAAACAGGAUUACUUCCAUCCCUGAUUAUGUUCUACCAGAGGAAAUAUAGCAGACUUUUCCAAGAUUGAUAAAUACAGCAGAUUCCCUUUCACCUUUGCCAAAUUAACUCUACUAGCUACUUGCAAAACCUGUCAUUAUCUAAUAAAUUGGAAAGAUAUAGUGGCUAGAAAACGCCAAUUCCAGUUCCCUUGAAAGUUAUACUAAUUUUGGAAAUAUUUAAAUAGGCCUGCUUUGCAUUUUAGAUAUAUCUUUGAAUUGAGGUAUCCAUUUUUUAUAAUCUCUCGACUUUAAACCAUUUUUAUAAUAUAAAGUUGAAAACAGCUAAAUAGAACCACCUAAUGUUUAUUUUAGAAUCAUUUAUAUUCAGAGUGUUGAAAGCAGACCGAGACUAAAACCUUAUCCUCUUCAGCUUUACCUAGUUGAUUCAGUUGACUUUUGAGUACCUACGACAUAAAAAACUCGUUACUAUUAAGAAAAUCAGAAGACAAACAUGGUAUUUAUUUUCAGUAGCCUAAGAUUUUAUGUGGGCCAAAGAAUAAAUUAUUCCAAUCAGAAAUGGAGGCCUUACCUCAUUUGGGCAAAGAUUAGUGCUAGCUAUUAAAGAUUUACUAAUAAAUGAUCUGUUAAGGAAUUUAUUUUUUUCUGGAUAUGUUGUUUUGGUUGUCAAAAACUAAGGUGUUAUUAUAACAGUUAUUUUUUGAAGAUAUGUUUGGCUAGCCAUCAAUUAGAAGUUAGAGAGUUUGUCCUAACAGACAAGCUAUAAUCCUUACAUUUUAAAACAUGCAGAGUGAACAAUGAACAAAAACAAAUUUUAAAUUUUACUAAUGUAGUAAAGCUAUAUAUUUUGAUUAUUAAAACACUUUUUUUGCUUAGGAGUUCCAGAUUUAGAUCCUGGUUCUACACUUCCCAAACCUCAGGUACCUUCUGUAGCCUCGCUAACCUCAAUGUUUUUAUUUGUAAAAUGGGGACAUUUAAUAGUACCUACCUCAGACUCAUGAAGACUAAACGAAGCACCACUUGUAAAGCAUUUGUUACAGUGCCUCACAUAAACUAUAUGGUUAGUACUGCUAAAAUGACUUCUUAAGGUUACCAAAAGGAAAAUUCCAUAGGCUGACCACCUUUCUUCUUGUAAAGGUCACUGAUAUUUCAACUAUGAUCCUUUGUUGUGUAUUUAUCCAGACUGAAAGAGGUUUUUCUAGUAACCAUCUUACAUAGUCUUACUGUCCCCAUUAAAUAAACUUUUUCUACAAA
This is a messenger RNA of Sapajus apella (tufted capuchin), 4020 nucleotides long. It is a transcript of the gene RIOK2, whose product is annotated as RIO kinase 2. The transcript has 10 exons. Gene Ontology annotation, biological process: protein phosphorylation; maturation of SSU-rRNA. Bases 108 to 1757 code for a protein of 549 amino acids. The record is from RefSeq and is a predicted model, not a curated record. Gene Ontology annotation, molecular function: ATP binding; protein serine/threonine kinase activity. NCBI's taxonomy places the organism in Eukaryota, Metazoa, Chordata, Mammalia, Primates, Cebidae. Gene Ontology annotation, cellular component: cytosol; preribosome, small subunit precursor; nucleus.